Molecule: messenger RNA, 666 nt
Organism: Schistocerca serialis cubense
Lineage: Eukaryota; Metazoa; Arthropoda; Insecta; Orthoptera; Acrididae
Exons: 2
Coding region: 1-666 (221 amino acids)
Source: RefSeq, a predicted model, not a curated record
AUGGGACCUGUUGUCAAUGGGGUCAACUUGUCCACAUAUUACCUGGAAAAAUGCCUGGCCCACAAAUUACAUAGCCUGGUUGGCCACACAAGGUAUUUGCUAAGGAUUCUAUGCAUUUCAACCAGUUCACAGCAAGUAAUAGCUACGGAUCUCACAGUUAGCUUUGAUGUAAAAUCAUUGUUUACCAGCGUGCCUUUAGCUGAAACCAUCAAUAUCCUACAAGAACAAAUACUGCCAGACAUCUGCGACCUGGUGUGGUUGUGCUCGUCUUCAACAUAUUUUAGUUGGCAGGGAAAAUUUUAUGAGCAGAUAGAUGGAAUGGUAAUGGCCUCCCCCCUUUCACAUGUAGUGGCUGACAUAUUCCUGAGAGCUUUCAAACAGAUCGUGCUAAAUUCCAUGCCACUGCACCCACACUACUGGCUGCAGUACGAAGACUCCACAUUUGUCAUAUGGUCAACUGGAGAAAUAGAACUACACAGGUUUUAUGAGCAACUUAACAUCUUACACAGAACAUACAGUUCAAACAAGAAAUGGAAAGCCAUGAAGCUAUUCCUUUUCUUGAUGCAAAAUGAACAAAAUUUUACUGAGAAUUCCAGCUCUGCUAUCUUGAUUUAUCAAAGAAAAAUUAUUGCUGCAGUUUUCAAUCCUACUUCUAGUCUACAUUAA